Molecule: messenger RNA, 670 nt
Organism: Cuscuta epithymum
Lineage: Eukaryota; Viridiplantae; Streptophyta; Magnoliopsida; Solanales; Convolvulaceae
Source: the annotation of a GenBank genome assembly
GUUUCUAAUGGAAUACAAUGGAAUAGAAAUGAUAUUGAUGUUAAUGAUAUAUUUUCAUAUGUCAUCGCCACAGAUAUAAUGAAUGAACACGAUGACAAUGAGCCUAAAUCUAUUGACGAAUGUCGUCGUAGAAAUGAUUGGCCAAAAUGGAAUGAAGCAAUUCAGGUAGAAUUAAAAUCGCUAGAAAAGCGUAAUGUUUUUGGACCAAUUGUCCAUACGCCAAAAGGCGUAAAACCUGUCGGUUUUAAAUGGGUUUUUGUGCGUAAACGCAACGAUAAAAAAUGAAAUCGUUAUACAAAGCCCGACUUGUUGCCCAAGGUUUUUCUCAAAUGCCAGGAAUCGAUUAUGAUGAGACGUAUUCUCUAGUAGUUGAUGCUACAACUUUAAGAUUUUUAAUUGGCAUGUCUGUUUUUGAAAGGCUGCAAAUGCGCCUAAUGGAUGUGGUGACCGCAUAUCUAUACGGUUCACUCGAUACAGACGUAUAUAUGAGAAUUCCUAGGGGCUUUAAAAUACUUGAUGCUUAUCGCUCGAAAUCUCGAGAUUUAUUUUCCAUAAAAUUGCAAAAGUCAUUAUAUGGAUUAAAACAAUCUGGACGCAUGUGGUAUAACCGUCUCAGAGAAUAUUUGAUUAAAGAAGGAUAUAAAAAUGAUCCUAUUAGUCCAUGUGUUUU